Aphanomyces invadans is the source of this 2574-nucleotide messenger RNA. RefSeq names its product CAMK/CAMKL/AMPK protein kinase. Gene Ontology annotation, cellular component: cytoplasm. The transcript is spliced from 13 exons. The record is from RefSeq and is a predicted model, not a curated record. Bases 45 to 2363 code for a protein of 772 amino acids. Gene Ontology annotation, biological process: protein phosphorylation; intracellular signal transduction. Gene Ontology annotation, molecular function: protein serine/threonine kinase activity; ATP binding. Lineage: Eukaryota; Oomycota; Saprolegniomycetes; Saprolegniales; Verrucalvaceae.
AUCACUUGCGUCGUUGGUUGCUUCCCCAAGAGGCGCGGUCGUGGAUGGCCGAGUACGAUCCCGACGCGGCUAUCGACAGCCAGGGCCAGGUCAUUGGCGACUAUGUACUUGGCAAAACCAUCGGACGAGGCACGUUUGGCAAGGUCAAGAUCGGCAUGCAUCUGUCAACAGGCGAAAAAGUCGCGGUCAAGAUCCUGGAAAAGUGCCGCAUCCUCGAAAUUGCCGACGCCGAGCGCGUCGCCCGCGAAAUCAAGAUCCUCAAGCGGAAUUUCCACACAAACGUGAUUCAGCUCUACCAAGUGAUCGAUACGUCGGAAGCCAUCUAUCUCGUCAUGGAGUACAUUGACGGCGGCGAAAUGUUCGAGUAUAUUGUCAAGCAUCACCGCAUACGGGAAAAGGAAGCUGUGUACAUGUUUUUGCAAAUAGUCGAAGCGCUCGACUAUUUGCACCGAAAUGACGUGACCCACCGCGAUUUGAAGCCCGAGAACCUCCUCCUCCAAGGCACCACUGCAUCCGGGCUCCUCGUCAAGGUGGUGGAUUUUGGGCUGAGCAAUACCCACGACGGCGGCCGACUGCUCCAGACCGCGUGUGGGUCGCCGUGCUACGCCGCCCCCGAGAUGAUUGAAGGCAAGCUGUACAUUGGACCCAAAGCCGACAUUUGGAGCCUCGGAGUCAUCUUGUUUGCCAUGGUGUGUGGGUAUCUGCCGUUUGAAGAUAACAACACGAGCGUCCUGUACAAGAAGAUUCUGUCGGGGCAGUACAAGCCCCCCAACUACAUUUCGCCGUCGGUCCAAGACUUGAUCCGCAAAAUCCUCGAAACCAACCCGGACAAGAGGUACACCCUCGACGACAUUCGAAACCAUCCGUGGUGCAAAACCCUCGACACGCCCCUCCCCAUCAACGCGUUCGCGAACGGCGACAAGUCCCUCAACGACGCCGCCCUCGCAAAGCUCGAAGACAUGGGCCUCAAGCGGGAGCUCGUCGUCGACGCAAUCCAGAAAGGCGUCCACACGGCCUUCAGUGCCGCCUACUACCUGAUGCUCAACAAGGUGAAUCGGCCCACAGAACCUGCUGUGCGCCGACGUCGGUACUCUGCCUACAACCAAGGGAAAAAAAGCAACGUUCAAGCGGCCUUGGACGAAGCUGCCAAGGCGGCGUCGGCGACGGGGAAAGACGCCAAGCAGCCCGCAGCGGGAGGGCAAAAGACUCCGACUCACGCCAAGCAAGACCCGCCGCCGGGAUCGAAAGACGGUGGUGUACCAACCUCGAAAGGUGGCAAGACAACGUCGCCAACCCAAUCAACCGAUACACGACUUCCUCCCCAAGACGCGCCAACACCGUCGACAGAGUCUGUCUCGCUGGUGGAGCCGCUUGUAAAAAGCACAACACCUGCGCUGACGGCCCCCGUGACUGCUGGAAAAGCACCUAUGCCCGGUGCAAGUCCCCAGCUCGAGCCCGUCAAGACAACCACGCCUCCUGGAACACAACCAACAUGUCCCCAGCUCGAGCCCGUCAAGACAACCACGCCUCCUGGAACGCAAUCAACCAAAGAGAGUGCCGUCCAGGAGCCCUUGUCGACAGCCAGACAGAAAACUACCGCAAUGCCCACAGGCACUGUAACCCCCCAACCACGAGGGCUGGCAGGCACCGUCCCGCCGUUGGACCCGAUCGUCCCUUCAUCCGGCGGGUCGCAUUUGUCAGCAUCGUCGUCUGCAAGCAGCAUUAAGUCGGGGCGUAGUGGCAAGCACUUGGUGGAAGCCAGCGGGGCAAUGGCGACGACGGGAAAUGGCGGAAUCACGCCGGUGCCUCCGGCCGAAGCAAAAGAUGCCCCUCGGCCAAAGGGCCGAGCGACGAUUGCAAUGGGGAAUGUUUUGGCGCCGCUGGUCAACCAACCGACCCCAAACCAGCCUGCUUUGGCGAUUGCGACCAACGCAAAGAACUUGAUGCCGUUCAACUCGAACCCGCCGUCGGCCAAGCCGCCACCCGAGUCGCUUGUAGCGAAGAAGCGCGUGUCGCGCCACGGCAGCAUUUUGAACGGUGCAGACGAGCCGUCCAACUACGAUCUCGAAAUGAUGAAGAUGCUCGUGAAUCGAGAACACUACGGCACGGGCUCAAUCAAGGAAGAGAACCGGUCCAAGGACAAUCUACGGCUCGACACGAGUGAAUCGACGCUGCUCCCAAACGCGUCGUCUGUGUUGAAUGUGAUCAGGGCAAGCUCAUCUGUGAUCAAGGCAAGUGAGGAAACCCAUAAGCAAAUCUCCCCUCGCAAAGUGUCCACUGAGGACUUGGCCGGGGCGACUGCAGCAACAGUCUCAACAGGUAAAGACAGCGGUCCGAGGCCACCCGAAGAGGUGACUCGGUAGCCUGUGCUCCAGAAGAAAAUCCAGCCAUUCAAGCCAGACACCUCCCAUGACAUCGAAUGCCCUGCACCUCACCGCACGACCUGCCCCUCCACACCCCAUAUUCUAUAGAUAACAUGAUUCCCCAUCACGUCUUCGCCACCGCCGGCGCGGCCUUUGGGGCACAUCAUGAAAAAUGCUGGGGGUAUCCGGAUCCAUCGUCAUUUAUCCGGAU